UUCAUGUGACACUGCUUCAAUUUCAUAUCUUAUCAAUAUGAUUCGAUUACAACGGGGGUCUCCCUUUCUAAUAUAGGAGAUCAACAUCAAUUACAGUUAUAUAGUCCUGUUCGAACAACAAAGCAGCAAACACACCUCCCUCUGGAAUGUCGGCACUGCUGUUAGUGUUAUUUAUAAUAAAGCUUUGCGUGAUUGUGCGAGCAGUCGAUCAUAACCAAACCGAGUCUCGUAAUGUUGAAUUCAGCAUCGAGGAGUUUCUAUUGUUGAACCGACAAUUCUUAGAUUUUCUCGUCGAAUACGACGGAUCACUUGUGCUUCAUUCGGAGGAUCAACGAUGUGUGACCACAAUGCAACAACUUUCUUCGGCGUAUUUUAAUCGGGAGCGUCAUGGAUUGGAAUGGUUCGAUUCUUGGGGCAAGAUUCCCUCUGGCAUGUAUCACGGCAAUGGCCACGCCUUCGGGAACUACGACCAGUGUCGUAUGUACAGUUGGCAGGAAGUUCGUGGACAGCAUUGUACUUUCUUGGCUUCAGCCUCAAACAAUUUGCCAACAUUGUGGUCGUCUUUGUGUGUGCCACAUUUUUGUGCUCCAGAGUUCGCACGGCAACUGUACGGAGAGUAUCUUGGGACCCGAGGAGUUACAGUUAUAAGCACGAUGAAUCAGGAUUUGCUUUGCAUCAAAGAUAGGGAGGUCGUGUACGACGGCGGGGUAGUAACGGCUAUUGUAAUUUUCUCAAUAAUCGUCGCAUUAGUAGCAUCUAGUACAACGUAUGAAUUGGUACAAAUCCAACUUAAAAGAGAUGUAGUUAACCUGUACAGUUCAUUCUCUCUGUACACUAAUCUGCGAAGUAUUUUGCACAUAGUCCCUCAACCCAAAAAUGCCGAGAAUAAAACAAAUACGAUCGAAUGUGUCCACGGUAUCCGGGCCAUUUCGAUGAUUUGGAUUAUAGUUGUGCACUGCCAUGAAAGUAUCACAGUAGUUCCGGUUAAGAAUGAUCCAGUGAGGAUGAGUUAUCUUAGCAGUUUUGGAUCUGUAGUGAUGUUCGGAAUGGGCUAUUUGGCUGUUGAUACGUUUCUGGCACUGAGUGGAAUGCUAGUUGCUUGGAAUUUGCUAAAGGAAUUGGACAAAAAAGGGACGAUUAACCCACUGAUGCUAUACCUUCAUCGGUACAUACGAAUCACGGCUCCUUUUGCGGCGCUGAUAUUAUUUGUGGUUUCAUUCGCUAAAUACAUGGGUGAAGGUAUACUAUGGAAGACUAUAUUGGAUGGGAAUGCUGAAACGUGCUCUCAGUACUGGUGGUCAGCUCUUUUGCAUAUUCAGAACUAUGUCAAUCCGAGAAACCGGUGCCUCGGUUGGACUUGGUAUCUCUCGGUCGAUAUGCAGUUGUAUAUAAUUGCUCCAGCCCUUAUCUAUCCUCUGUGGCGGUAUGGAAAACGUGUUUUGAUUGGAAUCGCCCUUCUAGCGUUUCUGUCAAUGGGAUGCGUAUUUACGACAUUCCUCGUGAAUGACUUCAGGAUUAAUCAACAUGCUCCGGACAAGAAUGUACUUACUUAUUACCCUACUCAUGCCCGGAUGGCUGUUUGGUUGUUCGGGACAAUUUUCGGCUACAUUCUUUAUAAGACGAAAUCUACUGGCGUUCACCUAACAAAACGACAUUAUGCGAUUGGAUGGUCAACUUGUUUCGCGCUUCUUGGGUUGAUUGUGUACGCUUUAUAUGAGUUCGUACGAAGCGAUUUCAACGAGUUCACGAAAGUAGCGGAUGCGUUGUAUGAGGCACUUCACCGGUCUGUGUUUAGCAUUUGCAUCAUGUGGAUCAUAUUUGCUUGUGUGAACGGAAAUGGUGGCUUUAUUAACGAAGUGUUAAGUUCUCCUCUUUGGCAACCCUUAUCCAAACUCUCCUUCACGAUGUACUUGCUGCACUUGCAACUGCUACUGAUGGCAUCAAUAGCCCCAGUGAAGACGGAUGGCUAUUUCAGUGUAAUGGACAUCUUCUAUCGCAUUUGGGGUGCAGUGGGACUGACUACGAGUAUCUCAGUGCUUUGGAGUAGUAUAUUUGAAAUUCCGUUUGUAACAUUAGAUAAACUUCUACUCAGAAGUUGAAGCCAAUGAGUUCGAAUAACGAGUUUUGUGAGGGGCUAUGGCUCGUAUCGAUUGCUGGAGAAUCUAAAAUUCAAUACGAAAUGUACAAUGUAUCUUAUAUGAAGAAGCAGAACCACAUAUUUCUCAAAUAGUUCGUAAAACCUCUGAUCAGUUUGAAUACCGAUAUACAGUGA
Messenger RNA from Topomyia yanbarensis, 2272 nucleotides. RefSeq names its product nose resistant to fluoxetine protein 6-like. NCBI's taxonomy places the organism in Eukaryota, Metazoa, Arthropoda, Insecta, Diptera, Culicidae. The transcript is spliced from 4 exons. The coding region runs from base 147 to 2099 and encodes 650 amino acids. The record is from RefSeq and is a predicted model, not a curated record. Gene Ontology annotation, molecular function: acyltransferase activity, transferring groups other than amino-acyl groups.